This is a messenger RNA of Gordionus sp. m RMFG-2023, 1476 nucleotides long. RefSeq lists its product as uncharacterized. Gene Ontology annotation, biological process: double-strand break repair. Bases 12 to 1382 code for a protein of 456 amino acids. The transcript has 5 exons. Gene Ontology annotation, cellular component: nucleus. The record is from RefSeq and is a predicted model, not a curated record. Lineage: Eukaryota; Metazoa; Nematomorpha; Gordioida; Chordodea; Parachordodidae.
UAAGAUAAGAUAUGGAAAGAAAUUGGAUUCGGUUACUAUUUGUAGGGUCUGAGAAUUUUAUUCCUUUAUAUUUUCAAUAUAAUCAUGAUCAUGCAACAUAUACUAUUUUAAUCACAGACUUUUUAUCUUUGUAUAAAGAGCGGCUUAACAAUGAUGUUUUAUUAAAACGAUUUAAGAAACUCAAUCCUUUCUUAAAAAUUUCAGAUUUGCAAGUUUUUCAAGAGAUUAAAAAAACGCUAGUUAUUGAAAAAAAUGACUCCAAAGAUCAACCAAAAAUUAAAGUCUUAUUUAGUGAUAAAAGUAAUGAGCUUUUAAAAGAAGACAUCAAAAUUCAAAUUACUGCUAAUUUAUCAUCCAAUGAUAAAUCAAUAUAUAUUCCUUUCAAUUGGGAUUUUAUUGUUAAAGAAUGUUCAAGAAUUGAAUUUGGAGCAUAUGUUAGUCUACCACUUAUAGUUACAGCAAAUGAAUGCCUGAAUUUGUACAAUGUAUUUUGCUCACAAACAAAUCUUCAAAAUUUAAGCACUGAUGACUUCAUUACCUCGGACAGAGGUGAUGGUGUAGACAAAGAUAUGGUAUCAAAAAAUGCCUGGAAAAAAAUUGAAAAAUCGCCUAGAAAAAGAAUUAGAGCGGCUUUAACUCCUGUUUCUUUGAAAGAACUCUUUGUAGCCCUGAAACGUAAAUUAUUGCCUACAACUCCAUCUUCCUCCACCUCGGUCAAAGCGUCAAACACCGAUUCAUCGGAUUCCGAUUCCUAUAAUCCCACCCUUACUCGCGUGGAAAUUAAAGAUCGCAAAUACUACGUACAUCGCGCAGGUGAUGCUCUUAAGGGGGAAGAAAAAUCAAAGCGGAAAGUAGUUAAAAAUUCGUCAAAUCUCACUAACGAGACUCAAAAUCGUAUUUUGUCGCUACUGAAUCAAAAUAAGGAACCCGUUACUUCUGUAGGGGGUUUUUUUAAUUCCAAAGAUAUCAACUGUGUAUAUAAAGACGUUUGCAAAAUAUUUACAGCACCCGAUAACUUGAAAGAUUUGAACAAACUCACCAUAUUUUUUGAUCACUCCUUUAGAAAUUUUUCAGAGGAGAGUUUAAAUAUUGAAAACCCCCAAGACGGUAAGAAAAUCUCUAAGGACAAAAAAUUGGCAACAACAGAAUCCUAUCCUGAAACUGAUUCUGGGGACAGAGAUUCAGAAGUUUCGUCGACAUUUGAUGGUGAUAGCGAUCGAUUUGAAAUGAAUGAGAAAGAUAUGGAAAAGGAGAAAAAAUUGAUGAAACGCAGACAAAAAAUGCUUAAAGAGGUUUUGGAAAUCGAUAAAAAGAGGCAGGAAAUAAAACAUUUAGCCAAAAUUAAGCGGGAAAAGGAACAACAAAAAAAUUUUCAAUUAUGAUUAUAGCUAUUUAAUUUUAUUUUUCAAUUUAAUACAUUUCUACGAGAUUAUUAUAACGUGGAUCAAAAGAAUCAUAUUUGUAAUAUAUUAUAAA